Messenger RNA from Drosophila ficusphila, 614 nucleotides. RefSeq lists its product as uncharacterized. NCBI's taxonomy places the organism in Eukaryota, Metazoa, Arthropoda, Insecta, Diptera, Drosophilidae. Bases 52 to 516 code for a protein of 154 amino acids. The record is from RefSeq and is a predicted model, not a curated record. The transcript is spliced from 2 exons.
CUUGUGGCUUUUGGCAGUUAGUCCGUCAGUCACAACCAAAAAAAAGUCACAAUGCAAAACUCCCAGAUCCUGAGAAAUCUGUGCCUCUUCGCUGUUAUAAGUUCCAUGGCAGUUGUGGUCUUAGGAACGUGCAAUUCCUGUCAAACGAACAACGUGAAAUGCCUGAACGAAACCCACUACUCGUUCUGCUCGGAAAACGUGGCUCCCGACCAGGUGGCCAGUUGCCCCAGUGGACAGGUCUGCACCAGCCUGGCCAUCAUCUGCGUGGACGAAGGUCUCUACGAUGCCGCCUGCUCGCCUUCAACCAUCGAUGGAUCCUGCUCCUCCUGCGAUGGCACCAGCUUGUUCGUCUGCACCAGUCGCACCACCUUCCAGAUGUGCGACGGCACCAACCUGACCAGCCAGGUCAACAGCUGCAAGGACAACAAGAUCUGCUCGAUCCAGUCCGGCAAAUACUGCAUCGACUCCUGCGAGGCGGGCGACAACAUCGAAUGCGACCGAGAUGCUCCUUUAUAAAAUCAUAUACAUUAAUUUAAAAAAAAAAAAACAGAAAUACAUUUGUACUUAAUGAUACGAAAAACUAUUAAAUAAUCAAAUUCCCAAAUAACUUUUAA